AUGUCGACUUCAUGGUCUGAAGAACGUGUGGAGAGUACAGGAGCUGCGGCAAUAAAAGACGAGGUCAAGGACGCGCUAGAUUUGUCUGCAGACGAAUCCGCUCCAUCUGAUCUCAAAGGACUUUUUCGGAUAGGGAGCAUUAGACCAGAUCUCGAUAGUGGCCUGCUUGAUUCUGAGUGUCAUUGGGGGUCAGAAAGACCAACGAACUACGAUUAUUUGACAUACAACCUUCGGAAAAAACGAGGAAGUCCUCCUCCUAGCGAAGAACUAUACGAAUCAUUUAGGUUUGCUGCUGCAACCAUGAAUGGCAACGAAUCUGCAAUAUUCAAUGCAGCGAAGGUCUUCUUUAAAGAUCGGGACAAGAUUGAUGGAAAUGAAAUUAGAAAACAUGGUCAGAUGAUCCAGCGGGAGUUUGAGUCACCCACGCCGUACCUGGUCGGAGGAUUUCGCGUCGGUCAAGAAUAUCUAGAAGAAUUGUAUGAAAGGUUCGACGGAGCGGCCGAUACGACCAGGGACGAACGGACACAAUCACCAGCACAUUCUGCAGAGCAGCGCACGCCUAAUGAUACUUCAUUUGGCUACGUAGCCGCUCGUCUGAGAUGUAUAGGGGCAUACUUUGUUGAGGAACGACGACUAGCUAUUCGCUGUUUGAAGAGAUGGUCCCCCAAUGCAGCAUACUACCGGUUUGACGAGAAAGAUCAUGCCCACGUCUUUACUUUCAUAAUCAGUGAAUCUUGCAUUACUCUCUUCGCAAAUUUUGGUCGAACAGGCUCGAAUGUAGAGGCACAGGAUGAAGCUGGAAUAUAUCUAGAAUAUCACAUGUCCGAGCUUCUCUGCCUUUCUCCAGCGACAUCGUAUGAAACAUUCAAGGAAGCAUGGACAGCACUGAGAAAUGCCGAAGAAUAUUCGAAACAGCCAUUCGUUCCGAUCGACCUGGAAAAGCAAAAAAGCGUGCAGGUAGCUGCGUGGGAAGCCUUUGAUACAGAGAAGAAGAACGAUGAUACAGAGGAUUUUAAGUCAGUGCUUGCUCGCAGGCGGAUGCUGGCUAUUGAGGCGUGGAGGUCUGAGGAGGAAAUGAUUAAAAGUAGGAGGAACCUCGAUGGGAUGGGGCCAGAUGACAGGGAAGCCUAUUUCAAAUUGCAGCAAGUGAGGUAUCACUGA
Messenger RNA from Botrytis porri, 1161 nucleotides. RefSeq lists its product as uncharacterized. Lineage: Eukaryota; Fungi; Ascomycota; Leotiomycetes; Helotiales; Sclerotiniaceae. Bases 1 to 1161 code for a protein of 386 amino acids. The record is from RefSeq and is a predicted model, not a curated record. The transcript has a single exon.